Molecule: messenger RNA, 10499 nt
Organism: Haliotis rufescens (red abalone)
Lineage: Eukaryota; Metazoa; Mollusca; Gastropoda; Lepetellida; Haliotidae
Product: bone morphogenetic protein receptor type-2-like
Exons: 9
Coding region: 274-3423 (1049 amino acids)
Biological process (GO): protein phosphorylation; cellular response to growth factor stimulus; BMP signaling pathway
Cellular component (GO): plasma membrane; signaling receptor complex
Molecular function (GO): ATP binding; transforming growth factor beta receptor activity
Source: RefSeq, a predicted model, not a curated record
GUCACUGGUCCGCCUGGAAUAGACUGGUCCGCUAGUCUAACAGAAGACUGCAAUGAGCGCCGUGUCGUCUGGCGCAGUUGUAGGUGCAGACGUCUGCACGCAGAGUAUCGUCUGUUGUCAAACCUGGACGAAUGUUGAGAUGUAAGGAACUAUGGAGUCCAAUUCAUAUCGGAGAUGUUGCGUUCAGCUGUGUUAGUCCAGCCCGCCAUAUUGCUAACGCCUUGAUACAACACAAGUCAAAUCUGAUGCUGUAAUGCAGGAACGACCGUCGAAAUGAUGGCUAUAGUCGGAGUUACCUGGCUGUCAGUCUGGCUGUCCGUGCUGUCGGGAGUUGUGAUUGGGCGAAACAACUUCUGUGCCUACUAUGACAAUGCUCCCUCCUCGGACACUGUUAAAAGCAACGUAAAAAAUGGGGAGGCAUCAGAUGUUGCGACCUUGGGCGGUGAGGUCAUGUUGGAUAACCGUACUAUACACUGUUUGGAUGACAACAACUUCUGCUACACACUGUGGGCUGUCAACGUCACAUCAGACAAAGAAAUCAUCAUCAAACAAGGAUGUUGGAUUGGAGAACAAAACCAAUGCUUUGACAAGUCUUGCCGGUCCAAUACCCCUCCCAAGCGGGUGUCUGAGGCGUACUCCAAGUUCUGCUGCUGCUCAGGCGGGGAGAGAUGUAAUGAGAACGUCACCGAUGUUUACAAGCCUGAUAUGCACACCUCAGAAGCGCCCCAUAUACAACUUCGCCCUACACCCGACCCAACUUAUCGUGAGAAAACGAUUAUCAUCUCCCUCGUCUCCGUCUGCUCCGUGGCACUUGUUAUCUUAAUAGUUUAUUUAAUUUAUCGAAUGUUCGUCACCAACAAACGUGUCAUCCAUGACCCUCUUCAACACAUUGAAGCCCAGCCUCCUCCUGGGUUUGAAAUCGACGACUUGAAGAUGUGCAGCAUCAUUAGCAAAGGGCGAUACAGUGAAGUAUGGAAGGGCCUGCUCAAUGACUUGGAGGUUGCUGUCAAAAUAUACACUCCACAUUAUAGACAGUAUUAUCAAAACGAGGGGAAUAUUUACAGGUUGCCAUUUAUGGAACACGAUAAUCUCUUGAAGUUUUUUGGAGCAGACGAGCGCCUGUCCCAAGAUGGACUCAUGCAGUAUUUAUUGGUACUGGAAUAUGUUCCUGUUGGUUCGCUCACGAAUUACUUAAAAAAUAACACCUUGGACUGGCCGACGCUGUGUAAAAUGGCCUACUCCGUGUGCAGGGGCUUGGCUCACAUGCACACAGAUAUUACAAAAGGAGACAAGUUCAAGCCUGCAGUAGCUCACCGCGACAUCAACACAAGGAACAUCCUGGUGAAGGGAGAUCUGACUUGUGUCAUCGCAGAUCUGGGAUUUUGCAUGCCUAUCAUGGGCUCCAAACUCAUUAAAAAUGGCCAUGCAGAAAAUGCCGAACAGUCAACACUAACAGAUGUUGGGACAAUACGCUAUAUGGCACCUGAGCUGCUUGAUGGUGCUGUCAACCUUCGCGACUGUGAAGCUUCAUUAAAACAGAUAGAUAUUUAUUCUAUUGGCCUGGUUUUGUGGGAAAUAUCCAUGAGAUGUACAGAUUUAUACCAGGGGGCACCUGUUCCAGAAUAUAUGUUGCCGUAUCAGGCUGAGGCUGGUCCUCAUCCCUCAUUUGAAGACAUGCAGCUCCUUGUUACCCGCAGAAAAAGAAGGCCUCGUUUCCCUGAUGUAUGGAAAGACACAAACCAGGCUGUUCGAUGCCUGAAAGAGACAAUAGAAGAUUGCUGGGACCCUGAUGCUGAGGCACGACUGACUGCCCUCUGUGUGGAGGAAAGAAUCUCAGACCUGAUGACCACAUGGGCACAGGACACAAAACACAGAGGUGUUACACCAACCAUCAACCCCACAGUGAACAUCACCUCGCAGGACUACUUGGGGAAAUCCUCACAGGGACUGAAUCAUGAUCAAAGUCACAACGUAGAUCUGUAUGCUGCCAACAUGGUCGACUAUCGAUCCUCUGUAAGCUCUCCCACAGAGAACAGCAGUGCACCUCUCUUGGGAAAUGGUGUUGUCAGAAAUGGAGAAAUUCCAAACUAUAGUCAAAACCACAGAAGCUGGUACCAGGAUCGGAGUGUGUCCGCAUCCACCACGGAGACUGUUGUUCCAAUCACACCAAGUGAAUCAGAUCCUCCACCAAAAUCAAACAACAUCACAAUGGCCAGAAACAAUGUAAUCCUGCAGCCCCACCAGGGUCGGAACCCUACUGUGGCGAGGAACACCCACAAGCGAAGUGAUGAGGAGCUGGCCGUCUCCGGCAACACACUGCUCGGGCCAGGGAUGGAGGUGGCCAGUGUGAAUCAGUUGAGCGAGAACACAUAUGACUCUGUCGGUGACAACCUAGAGACAUCCUUGGUUCAGAAUGAUGCCCUGAACCAGCAUAGAAAUCCGCCAAUUCCCUACUUACAGAAUCAGGUUCAAGUCCCUGCAGUUCGACCCAAAGUUGCCAAUGUGCCCGGGAACGGAGUUCCAUAUAGACAUCUUAAUGAGGGAAAAUCUCUUCGUGAAAAAAUUGGUAAAUUUAUCAAACCGAAAGAACUUGGCUUAAAACUAAGUUCCUGGAAUUUCUUCGGACUCAAGAGUAAUUCACGUAAUCAAAGUUCGAUGAAUCUGGAACAGGAUCACAGCCAAUCAAAUCACAGUGUCAAUGAGGACAGCUCUGGUCUCCUGAAUCAGGCAAAUACGCUGCCCAAGACAGUGGUGCAACCAGUGCAGACAGAAAUAUGCUUACAAAAUGGUCACGCGUUUGUCCGCCCCAGUAAUCUGGCCCUGCAGGAGAUGCCCUUGGCUCACAGGCAGAGUGAGGCCGCAGGGUCCUCAUCGGAGGGGAGGUACCCUGAAAACAGACUGGGAUUUGCAGAAGUAGGGGUGGCAAAACUCAAAAACUCCAGUGUUGGACAGCAGUCUGUUGUCCGACUGAAAGGCACCGGGCAGUCAAAGAGCACAUCAGACUUGAGCCCUGCACAUAAUGGCAAGUCAAGGUGGCAGGAGACUAAAUUAUAUGACAUUGCUGAUGGACAGAAGAGACGUCCAACUUCUCUGUCGUUGCGUGGACAUAACUAUGCUUCACAACCAAAUCCUUAUGUCGUAGUUGGACCUACUAGCAUGGGCAGUUCAGCACCAAAUGUUGCCCUGAAACCGCCUGAUGAAAACUCAGAUCCCAGUGAAAAAAUCAAGAAGCGUAUCAAAACGCCAGUGAAUAUGAAGAAGGGGCGAUUUUCUCUGUAUGAUGAUAGGCUGAUGUGUCAAGGCAUAGAUGAAUGUGUACAAAACAAUACAGGCAAUGGUUUAAAGAAGACCAGUCUCAGUCUUCAUCAGUUGAAGCAGUCAGAUAUCAUAGAAGUCACAGGAUCCCAACCACAGCUUGUCUGAUUGGAUUACCUCCCAUUAAUGUGGAUUAUCUCCCUUGGAUACAUGUAAUUCUGAACUCAGACUGAAGAGAACUUAAGUGUCAGUCAUUUAUGACUCAUUUGGCCUAUUAUGAAUUGCUAUAACUAUUCUUAGAUGCAUUUUGAACUAAUUUUUCUUGUUCAAGUAUAACAAUUAGGUGGUUAAGACAGUUACAUGACUAUUUAUCUGUUGAAUUACUGAUUGUAUUAUUCUGCUUGCAUGUUAGAUUUUCUAAAGUUUUAUCAUAUUUUUGAACAAACAAUUAACCACGGUAUUAUUCAAAAGAUUUAAGUUUCAUAAAUACUAUUCUUAGUUGUAAAUUAUCAAUAUUUGCUGAGGUAUGUGUUUAUUUUUUCAGUGUGGAGUGAUUAAAAAUAUAAGUCACACCUACCACUAGUUUGACAGUGUAGCAAAUAAUGAUUGUCUCAGCAAAGGAAGCAACUGCAAUCUUUUUCUCAAAUUGUUUAAUGUUUUUCAACGCACAUAUUAACUGCUGAAUAGGAAAUAUAUAUGAUGUAAACUUAAUUUUAUAGGAUGAUAUCAUGUCUCUCAUGGCUUCGAUGUUUUAGGGGAGGCUAUCAUUGUUCAAUGCAAUUCUGCAUGUUUGAAGCUAGUUUAGAUCUGUAUGGACCAUACACUGUCAAUGUUCCAAAUUAAGUGGAGCCUGGGGCACUAGAAGUUUGUUCCCAUAGUGAUCUGUUAUAUUUAAAAUAGGAUUACAACAGUUAAGGACCCCGUGACUUUCAUUCUUAGUUUCGAGCACUGACUGUGAACUACCAGGCAAAUUGAAUGUAAGUUUUAUAUCAUUAGUCUUACCAUUGUAUACCCUGAUUCAAUUUGAAAUAUAUAGUUCAAUGUUGCGUUCAUUUUUGUCUUGACAACAACUGUCUUGUUUGUGUGUGGAAUAAGGUCUUAUUUAUUUUCGAUCCCUCUGUACUAGACAAUGUCUGUAACACAGCAUACCUUUUGAGACACCAUACCAUGAUGAGGAUGUGGGAUGACCCAACUUCAUUUUGAAAACAUCCACCAUUUGUAUGAUAUUUGUAUCACAUUCAUAAACUUAUUAUGAUUUGUUGCAAGGAAUCUGAAAAUAACUUAUACUUGUCACAAUUAUAUACUCUUAAAAUGAUAAUGGUAUAUAAAUGUCUUUCAAGCAUGGCAUUAGAUGUUAUAUGUGUUUCAAGUUGAAAGUACGUACAAUAAGUCACAUACUCAUGAUUAUCUUGUGCUUAUUAUGGCAUUGUCUGCUGUGAUUUCAUCUAUUUUAUUCCUUUGUACACAAUUUCAAACCACAAAAAUACAACUUCCAAAUUUCACCGUUAUUUUGCGUUUAGUUUACAUUUUACACGUUUCUGUCCGUUCAACAUAUACCUUUAAAACCACUUGGAUGUCUAUUGCUUAUAAUUACAUCAUCUGGAUUUACAUGCACCCUUCUACAGGAGAGAAAAAUACAAGCAAAUCUUUAUACAUAUCUUAAUCUGAUAAUCAUUGUCUUGUUACUUGUCCUGUUUGGCAAGAAUGUAAGUUUAUGUAGCAAGUAGGGCGAAGUAUCAGUCCAAGAGCCAGAUGAAGGGUGUGCUCCCAUGUUAUGAACCAUUAUGAUGAUGCCACACGAUUGUUCUUGCCGUUCACUCUGAGCCGGGGCUUUACUGGCCAUUCUGAAUGUGCAUUUUAAAUAAUUAACCCUGAUGCAACCACACAUCAUUAUGCAAAAUUAUAGAGAGAUUAUGUGUCAACCAAAGCAUGGUUGAAGUCUCAGAAAUCAGUUGAAUCUGUAGAUUCCAGGAGUACAAUCAGCUCCCGGAAUCAAGGUUCUCAUGAUUUCGCACGAGUACUGGGUAAAUGUGGAAUGCUGACACCGUAAUAGGUCAUCUUAAGCAGUUACUUUGUGUUUCUAAAGCCAGACCAAUAUAUUUUUUGUGGUCAAUCGUUUAUUUGUUAAUAAUGUAAUUACGAUUCAUUUGGUUAAAAGUUAAGUUUCUGUAAGCAAAAAUAUAAUCGUUUACAAAAAUGUGAACUCAGAAAGAUGUGAAAGAAGUACCGGUAUGUCAAUCAAGGAUAUUUAAUUUUCUUACUUUCAAAAUAUGUUUGGAGUUUCUGUUUGAGAAUAUAUAUGUCUGGCAUUGUUACAUUAUGUCACCUCAGAAAGAAGGGAAAUCAUGACAUGACUUCAGUAUGAAAGAGUAUCAUUUUCCGUUAAUCUUAGGGACAAGGGCUAGCUAGUUUCAGUUUCUAAACAAAUCAAAAGGCUGGGAAUGUGUAAUAUGCGUAAGCGAUACUGUGCUAUUGCUGACCCUGCAAAUAAAUGUCUAUCAUAUUGGAUACGUUCAGAAGAUAAAAGGCACACUGUUAGUGAUACUAUCAUUCAGGUAUUCCUGGAAGCUGGACAUGGCAGCUGUAUAACAAUUUUAGCAAAAGACAAUAUCUCAAACACUUGGGUCUCUUAAAAAUACCAAAUGAAGGGGAAAAUUGGAAAUGGGAGUCCCAUCUCUUUUGUUGCUGACUGCAUAACAUUUCUGCCCUCUUUAGCUCAUUCUGUUUGGGAUCAUGACUCUAUGGCUCUCCUGCCCUACCACAUACAAAGCUGAGAAAUUGAAAAAUUGCAUUUAGUUUUUUUCUCGCCGACCCUCCAGACUACCAUAUUUGCCGUAGGAAGCGCCCUGCUCCAAUAAGCGCCCCCUGACCCAAUCCCAGACCAAUCUGUCAGUUAUCUUGUAAACCCUCCCAUCCAAGAUAGAAAAUGUACUGGAUGGUCCAUAUUUUCUUGUUUGCAUUAUAGAUUUUUUAUAAUUUGAAUAAUAGAUUUGUUUACUGCAUCUCGAUCUCUGAAAACAUAUUGAAGUUAUAUAUGUUAUUUAUAAGUGCCCCGGUCAAUAUCUAGGCACCCAAGAUGCUUAUUACAGCAAAUACGGUAAUUCUUUCACAUGCGAGCAUUGCAAAAUAAGUGACUUUAGAAAAAAUGUUUUUUUGCCAUUUUGCAUGCAAAACAAAUGAAUUCUAGCAGUGUGUAUGCAGGAGUUUAGCCAUAAAGAUAUGUUAGAUCAUAGACAAGGACAAAGGUAAACAUUGAUUUGUGUAGUCCUCUUUGUGUCCAGUUUGUGUUAUUGUGUGUCCUACAAAGGGGACUUUGUUCUCGGAGUGUUCAUGCUUCAGUGCUAUAUUUAUCAUUCCUCUCUCAUUUCGUGACCAAUCACAGGUGAAAUGUUAAGUCAUUGGAGGACGAAUUACUAUUGACACGAAAGUCAUAUCCACUUGGUGUUAGAGAUUAUUUUAAGGGAACAAUACGAGAUAUAUUGGCCACAAGUACCAGUCUCUAUCUGUCCCAUGUUGUUUUAUGUUUAUGUUGCAAUGUCCUCUGCUUAACAGCAUCAAAUGAGGCAUCUUGUUAUGGUUUAAUUGCUUGUUAUAAUGUGGCUGUAAGUCAUUGUAUGUGAUUGACUGACUUGAUUUUCAUUUUUAAACAGUUAAAGCCUAGCUUUGUUAGUUGUUUAUCAAAGAAGACGACACUUGGGAUAAGUGUGUAUACUACUGUUGGGAAAUAUGCAUCUUCAAAGAUGAGCAUGACCAAUAUGUUCUAUAAAUUUGUCACAUAGAUCUGCCUACUCUAAUGUUAAUUGAGUGGGGAAAAAACAUUUAUUUUUGGUGAGAUCUCAUUAUGACUUAAUACACAGUUUUUUCAACUUUAUUACCUAACAAGCAGACCACACAACAUGCAUUAUUGCUCUCUAAUUACGAUUUUUUAUUUAACGCAUAUUUCAGGUUUGCCCAAAGUACUCAAAGCUCAAAAAAAGUCUUCAUUUUGGAAUUCUCAGAGAACGCUGUCUCGUCUCCUCAGUUGUUUGCUCCUGCUUGUUAGAGAAUACUAUAACAAGGAUCAGCCUCUGACUGGCUGGAUUUAAGUGUAUGUGAGCCGUACUUCAAUUAUGGAAACAUUGCUUUCCCAUAAUUUGCAUUCAAACUAUUCUGGACUAUGCUGAGACAUUAUGGUGAAUAAUGGAGUAGGCGCAUGUGGCUGUAUUAGGGACCAGUUUAAAAGUUCCAUGUCAGAUAAAAGUCUUAAUUCUGUAAGUUAAGUUUAGGGGUGGGCGGGGGUAGGGUUGGGGGCGGUUGAUGGCCCUGCAAGUUUUCUAUCCGACAAAAUCACCUUACCUGAUUACUCAGUGUUUUAUAUAGUAACUAAACUAAACCGAUCCUAUUUUCACUCCUAUGCUGUUCACAAACACAACCAGUCUUCCACAAGGUAGGGUUUUGUCAUGGCCGGCAAUAGUGGUAAGUCCAUCUAGUACAGUAAAUAAACUUCAGCUGAUAAACAUUCUGAAAAAACAGAGGAAAACACAUUAAUGCAUGACAAAAGUGGCCACGAAACUCCGGACAAUAUUUUCUGAGUUUUUUGGGGGGUAAGGGGAGGUCUGCUUCAUAACUUGAGGAAUGAAUUUUUUACCCAACAUCAAACUUUUGAACUGGUCCCUUAUUUUGGCUUCUUCAAGAUCUUAUUAUUAAAGAAAUUAAUAACGAGGAAUCUGGAAUAUCCUUUAAGUUAAUUGCAAGCAAAAGCAAACAUAUUUUCUCAAAAUUCAUUGAACUGAGUCAAAUGUAAUUUUCGUUACGUAGAUGUGUUUGGUAGUAUACAAUGAAUAUUUUGGUGUGCACUAAUACCAUGGAUGCCUACUUCCCAUUUUCUGCGUUGGUCCUGUGUUUAGAGGGUUCAUUGCUAGAAGUAUCGGCAACAUGAAACUGAUUUACCCCCUGCUAUUGGAGGGGGGACAUGCUGGCUAUAUAUUUGAUGCAUGUAUGUGUAGUCUAGUCACAUAGUGUCGAUCAUUGUUUUUGUGUAACUGACAGCCACUGCUAAGCGGUUAUUAACAUUGUUGUGUAAUAUUAUUUAUGUAUAAUGCCUAUAGCUUUCAAUGGCGUGUGUUACAAUUCGUAUCACAUGUUUGUCUAUGCAUUAUAAUGUAUAUGUUGAUAAGCAUAUUUCUUAUUUCCAUAUGCAUUUUAAUAGUUUGCUAUGUGUAUUCCAUUGUGCAUUAUACAUACCUUAUCCACUGACAGGAAACUACAUCAGUGAGAUUCUUCACAAUAACCAUGUCCUUUGUAAAUCUUGUACACAUUAACAACCAUGUUGAUUCAUAACAUUUCAUUAUUACCUGAUGCACUUGAGGUAUAUCAAUGAUGUUGUAUAAUAAUAAUUAUCAUGAAGUACUUGUCACUGAUCUUAAUCUAUGUAUUUGAAGGAAAUAUAUCCACUCUGAGAACAUUUUCAACCCAAGCAUGUGGAUAAUUCAUAGUGCCAUGAUUUACAAUAUAGUGAAAAGUAAUUGUUUGUGCUGUUUAAUCAAAGUGUUGAUAUGAUGAUGUGGCAUUGGUAAGUUCCAAUUGUUUUGUGUUCUUUCCAAAUUACAGUGCUUUAUACUGAAAGGGAAAUAUGAUUUUAUUAUGCUUUCAUAAUUUGUUUAGUUUUGUCCUUCAUUGUGAUAAAUGUUGAUGAAGGCAGACUGUAAGAAGGUAAAAUUGAAUAAGCACUGUUAAACAAUAGAUAGGUAUAUGAUAAAGAUUAUGUAAAGAGUUGCAUUUGUAUGAGUGUUGAUUAAGCACUGUUAACCAUAUAGAUAGGUAUAUGAUACAGAGGUGAUUGUAAAGAGAUACUUUGUAUAAGCUCGUUGUAAGGUGUUUUGUGUUUCUGAUGUUUGAGGAUAAUGUCAUUUGUCAGACUAGAACAAACUGCUUAAUAGAAGCACUCCUCUCAAUGUCUGGGAGUGAUUAAAAACAUGUUUAAUCUUUUAGGAGAUUUUUUAUUGAUUUUUUAGACCAAAGUCCAAAUUGUCAUGCCCAAGAAUUGCCUGCUGUACUUUCAGUUACACACUAAACAAGUUCAUAUGCAGUACUGGUACUCCUAUCUUUUGAAAAGGGAUGAAGUAUUUCACAUCUGGAUUAAACCUAGCAUAGUUAUGCAAUCUAAACCUUUCAGACAUUGCUUCUUGUAUUCCAAAGUAAGAUAUUGUUGAAAUUAGUGUUCCAAUCAAAUUUGUUCUCUUUCGUGUUCAUUAAGCCAUAAUCAUGUGAUGUUAUUGUUUACUUCCAAGUCGUGAAAGUCAAUACAGUCAGUUUGAGUUGUUGAAUCAUGUAGCUGCGUUGAAUGUAGUAGGUUGACUGUAUGUAGAUAAUGUUUUGGAUGUGAUCCAGUUACAGUUAGUCAUCAAUUGAAAGAACCAUGAAAAUGAAACUAAUAUUUCUGAAAAGAUCUUUUUAGGGACUUGCAAAUAAAUAUCAGUGGAGGAUGGAGAGAAUUGGAACAGUAUCUCCAAAGGGUUGGUAGGGGUUGGGAUAGAAUAAAAGGGAAAGUCUCUUUAUCUUAACAUAUUGGUAACAUUUGUAAGAUUUAGGUCCCAGGGAGAGAAACAAUGAACAAGAAUGCCUUUGUACCUCACCCUGUAUCAAGAAUGACCAGUCCCUGACCUCCUCAACAGAAUCCUUUAGGCCUACAGUAUUUCCUAUACAAAUAUAUGAAUGGGAAGGGUUCUACGACCAUGUCUGGAUUUAGAAGUAUGGUUGAGGCGAUAUGUAAGAAGUGACAUGGCAGUAGUUAUGAUAUUGGUAGAAGUUCAAAAUGCACCAUUGAAAUAUGGAUUUUGUACAGAUUUGAGAGCUGGGAUGUGAUAUUUUCCUGUCAACUGUGUUUAGCUGGAACACAGAAUAGUAUUUAUAUGUCUGAUUACCUAAAUUCAUUCUUCACAAUGGGGGUUGUCUCAAAAUUUGCCAUGCUAUUUAGGAACUGUUAUUUUCAGUUACAGAAAAGAACUCGUUUGUAUAACAUAUUUAGAGAUUAUAAUACCAGGUUUCAUCAUUAGACCACACCUGUAUUCAUAUUCUUACAUCCACAUUAAAUGCCAUGGUAAUGUUUGAGAUGACCCGUGGGUGCUGUGACCUGAUGGCUGACAUGUUGACCAUCAUCUAAGCUGUCAACAUUUGCAUCUAUGCUAUGUACCUUACCGUGCUUCUUAUGCUUCUCUUUGUCACAAGUGGAGCAUUUUGGCAAUAAAAUUGCAUCUUCCUGAAAA